AUGAACUUCUUUUCGAACUCAUACAACAACUCAAGGCAAAAUGAAUCCCAAAAGUCGAAACUCUUAAUUUGCAAAUAUACAAGAAGUUUUAGCAAAACGUUUAAGAAGGAUAUAAAAUUCAUUCAGAUCUUGUUUCCAUCUCUUAUAAUUAAGAGUAUCACAACUUUGAUUUUUCUUUUUUUAUUUUUAAUGUUCAUUAUUUUAGAUGUGUACUAUUUCGAUAGACACAACCCUCUCUUUCUGAACGAGGAUGUGAUGAAAAAAUUUGGAAUGAGCAGAAUUUCCGUAACGAAUAACCACCAGUACUACAGGAUAUUAACUGCCACAUUUUUCCACUCUAAUGUUUGGAAUUUAAUAAUUAACGCAUACUACUUGAUGAAUAUAGGAAUCAUAGUCGAAAAAAACUAUGGGAAGAGACAUUAUGCAACGAUGAUGCUCCUCAGUGCCCUGUGUGGAAACCUACUCAUGUGUGCCACUUCAAAUUGCAGCGACAUGCAAAUGGGAAUCAGUACCAUAUUAUAUGGAUUCAUGGGUUUAUUUCUACAAGAAAUUGUGGACAGACGUAAAGAGCUGACAGACAUGUGGAAUAUAUUUGGAAAUUACAUAUUUGCACUGUUGUCUCUAUACCUGACAGUAAAUAUGUUUCCGUUUAAUGGAAAUUUUAUUGGAAAUUUUGGUGGGUUAUUUGGAGGGUUUUGUUAUCCAUACUUACUUAAAAGGGACACAUUCCAUGGGGAGGGGAAAAAGCUAAGAAUUAUCUUUUCUAUUUUGUUGAUUCUAUUACUAAUCUCUACAAUCGUUACCUUAAUAGUGGCAAAAUGUUAA
Molecule: messenger RNA, 825 nt
Organism: Plasmodium gonderi
Lineage: Eukaryota; Apicomplexa; Aconoidasida; Haemosporida; Plasmodiidae
Product: rhomboid protease ROM10
Exons: 8
Coding region: 1-825 (274 amino acids)
Biological process (GO): proteolysis
Cellular component (GO): membrane
Molecular function (GO): serine-type endopeptidase activity
Source: RefSeq, a predicted model, not a curated record